Molecule: messenger RNA, 5659 nt
Organism: Diachasmimorpha longicaudata
Lineage: Eukaryota; Metazoa; Arthropoda; Insecta; Hymenoptera; Braconidae
Product: GTPase-activating Rap/Ran-GAP domain-like protein 3
Exons: 14
Coding region: 2222-5242 (1006 amino acids)
Biological process (GO): activation of GTPase activity; regulation of small GTPase mediated signal transduction
Cellular component (GO): cytoplasm
Molecular function (GO): GTPase activator activity
Source: RefSeq, a predicted model, not a curated record
CCGGUGAACGUAGAGACGCGCUCGUCUGGGGCUUCCACGGCGAGAAAAUUAUGCGCAUUGACACGUUCACGAUUAUUUACUCGCGACCUGGAAUUUCUCAUCUGUGAAUUGUUAAUUGUUUGUUGGGGGCCGCGGGGAGGGAGAGGAGGGGCAUAGACUCACUGGGUGUUGGUAGAUAAGGUGACUGAUUAUCGACGAUUUUUCGAAAUCGAGAAAUUUCGUGGAUGGAGAAGUAUUUUGUGCGUCAGUUGCACACCACAAAGUUGAAAAAAAACACCUCUACGAUUGGUAAUUGUACCUUGAAACAUCAGUGAAAAAUUUCAGGAAUUUUAGAGUCAAAUGGGCCGCGAAUGAAAGCGAUUGAGAGAUCACGUCUAAUAAUAGUUCCCAACGCAUUGCAAAAUCGUGCAUAAAUCCGUGCUGUCUAAGGGCGGCAGAUGGUGGAGUUGUGAUAAAGAAAAUGACGGGAAGGAGGGGGGGGAAAGAUAGUAACAUCGGCCGAAUAACCCAGUGCCCGUAUAGCGGUCGCGCGCACAACCGCAGGGACUGCAUGCGUCGGCUGGAUUAUGUUGUUGUUAUACAUGCACACACCGAAAAAUAGGCGGCCGUACAUACGAGUGAAAUACGGGUCGUCGAGUUGGUCGAUACGGGCCGCACUCCACAUGCCCAGUGAAUAUGCAUUAAACCGGUGUCUGUAUUUUCAGGGUAUGUGCACUGGGAAAGAGGUUUUUGGCCGCUGUAUGAUUAACCCCAUGUGUCACCUAUAAGAGGGGCGAAGGGGGAUGAAGUCGAACCGCGCAAUCCCGUAGUCAUGCCAAAAUUGAGGGGCGGGAAGGACUCCCAGGCGUCGGAGUGUCUUAUCGUGUAUCGGGUUCGAUGUUCGAGGGUUAUCCUGAAUAAUUCUAGACUUAUGUUGCUGUUAAUAAAUUUUUUAUUGAGGUAUCAGAAGGGAUCAACUGAAAAAUAGACUGACAAACAUUCGGGACCCACAAAACAAUUGAAUUUCCCCUCCGAAAGGACCUCAACAACUCCACGAAUUCACAAACUUUGCGCGGAAAUCUUUUUCCCCUCUUCUAUUUUUUAUUAAGGGUAGUGGGUCAGCGAGUCAAUGCACCCUGGACGUCGGGUCUUCGACCCGACGGCGUUGCACAAGUUUCACGUGAAUUUAAUACCAAAUAAUACGACACGUGAUGUUUACAUGGGGGUAUCACGUACGGCUGUCGCACAAACGCUUGAAAAAUUGUCAAUCGAAGGUGGAAUGAGUAAUGGGGAAGGGCGCAGCGACGGGGAGUGUCUGCAUUUUUUUUUUACUUUCCGAGUGGACAAUCGUGUUCCGGAUAAACGAGUGUCGUGUACUAACAGUGGAUUAUGACGUUAUAGGCAAUUCAAGACGGUGCGCACGAUUCUAACGUUGGGGGUACUACCCCGGAAUGAGUGAGAGGUGGGGUUGGCGCGAAAUACGCGCGGCGAGGAGGGAUCGGGGGUUGUGACGGCUCAGUAGGGGUCGGGAGCCCGAGCGACGAAGGUGGUUUUUCGGUGCGUCGCAUCACGCGUCGGUGCGCUUUGUUGAUUAUUGGAGGAUCUGUCGGAGGAUUUUUUUUUUCGUCGUAAAAAAUAUUUGAGUUUGAACGUUUUAAAGCUGACAUUUCCGGAAAAAAGCGUUUUCAAAGUAAUAAAAAUUCCUAGUGUAUCUCAACUGGAAGCCGCCUCAAAACAAAAAAGCUCACAACCCCGUGAACAAGGGUUCUAAUCUCCAAAUUACCAGUGAUGAUCGCUCAAGAUGCGGCAGACGAACAAUAAAUAUCCGAAGCUUCCGAACAAGGGGCGCCAUACAUCAGACUCGGGCAUCGAUUAUGUAGCCGCUCUGUUCUGUUAAUCAAAAAGCGAUCGUUCUCUUUCCAUCGUGGCUCAAGGCCGUCGCGAUAAGCGACUCGUCGAACAAAACGCCCGAGUGAACGACUCUCGAACAAAAUAGAGAAAUAAAUAAUCGGAGGUAUACAUCUAGGCGAGUAGACGUACGCCGAGGGAAACAAUAUCCAGUGGAUCGGAAAACAUGUGGCCUGAAUAUGUCUGAGGAUGAACAGACCCGCGGCUAUUUAUUUCGGUGAACUGUCGUAGUACUGGGGGAGUGAAGCAGCCACUGCGAUUGUAACUCGAUCGAAGGAUAAGUUUUAAUCGAAACGGGACGGCGGGAGGGUCCGGAGGGCUAGCGUCAAGGGCUAUGCUGUGCCUCGAUAUGAAAUUGGUGUCGAGAUUGAGGGGUUUGUCCACGAAUUCGUCAGCCGGUAGUGCCAACUCCAACUCGGGAACCGCUGUCUCCCUCACCAGCCAGGCUGGAGAGAAACAGAGACGAAGGUCCAGUCGGGGAAGCAAUGCCAGUCCUUCGGUCAGUGAUCGCGACAGCGAUGAGGACAUUCCCAGUGUUCCCAGGAUUGUCAGGGAUCGAUCGAGAUCUGUUUGCAUGCCAGUACUCACCAGCUCCCAGAUGAGACAUCUGCAUCGACGGGCCAGUCAUCAUGUAUCAUCAACCGACACGACCUCACGACGAGGAGUUCUAUCCCGACGGUGCUAUGGCAGCGUUGAAAUGCUGCCGCAAAUUGAACAGGAUGGCAUGGAGAAUGGGCGAAGAUUCAGGGUGGAGAAUGGCGAUUCACCCGGGGAAAAAGAAGAGAUGUUUGGCUCACCCAGUACACCAGUCCUUGAGAAUCCCGAAUAUCAGACCCGCUGGUACUUCAAAUAUUUCCUUGGAAAGCUUCAUCAGAAUUACGUGGCGUCAGACCACGAGAGAAACCCGCUGUUCCUGUCUGUUGUUUUGAGCGACGGAGGGGAUCAAUGUGUGCCUCAUUAUCGAGUGAUUCUCUGGAGGCGAACGGGCGCGCAGAAGAUAUCUCUCCCCUACUCGUCGAACAAAUCAAUGACGGUGAAGCAAAUUCUGAGUAAUUUCUUUGGAAUAGAAAAAUUUGACAAAGCCCCACGGGAGAUAUUUUCCCCGGAGAUACAGAAGGACCUCCUCCUGUUGGAAGAACAAGAGGGCUCCGUGAAUUUCAAAUUCGGUGUUAUAUACGCCCGGGAGGGCCAGACAUCCGACGACGAGAUGCUGUCCAAUGAGAGAGCGAGUCCGGGCUUCGAGAGGUUCUUGGAGAUUCUCGGGGAGAGGAUACGCCUCAAGGGUUGGGACAAGUACAGAGGUGGUCUAGACAUCAAAGGGGAUAUGACCGGCAAAGAGAGCGUCUACACGGUUUAUGCCGGCCACGAGGUCAUGUACCACGUCAGUACGAUAUUACCUCACUCUAAGGACAAUCCUCAACAGUUGGAGAGGAAGAGGCACAUUGGCAAUGACAUUGUAAAUAUCAUAUACUCGGAUGAUCCGUCCGUAUUGGAAACGUUCAAUCCGAACUGCAUAAGGAGCCAAUUUACUCACGUCUUUGCGGUGGUGACGACGGAGGAGAACGGCCGUUGGCGAAUAGCGAUAUACUGCGACGAGAGUGUUCCCUUGUUCGGCCCAAGUUUGCCCUGUCCACCGGUGUUCGAGGACCCGUACAUUUUCCGGGAAUUCCUUCUCGUGAAACUCAUUAACGGUGAGAAAGCCACGUUCGACACACCAACCUUUUCACGGAAACGCGAGCGCACCCUCGACGCACUCCUCCGUGAUUUGUACCAGGAGCACACCCAGGACGCCAAGGGGAACGUAAGUUCAAGUAUGCUGAACAGACGUGCGCUGUCGGAUGUGGUUGAAACUCCCGGAAGAAGGAGAGAGGAAACACGUGUUGUGGAGAUGGUUAGAGUUGGCCAAGCUCUCAAACUCGAAGCGAUAGUACGAGGUCUAGCGCCAACAUCACUAGCAACCGUUGGCCCACUGAAGCCCCGACCCUGGGAGCCCCGCUGCAUAUAUCCCGAUUUUUCCCACGACGUCCUCUGCGGCGACAUAUGGUCCGAGAAUAAAUUGGUACUCGCUACUGACAAUGGAACGUUUCUCGUCGAGGACGGAAUGGAGAAUAAAAUACUCUUCGACAGGACAGUCCUGAUCAAACAGCUUGAUGUCGUCGAGCAGCACGGAAUCCUGCUGUUUCGCGCCGGCGACAAGGGAAAAGAGUGCGGCGUGCACGUCUAUCGACUGAGCGAGCUCGACGGCGACGAGGCCCACACCAUUGAUGAUUACUCCUUCGAGGAGGACGAUGAGGUCCUGGAGAGCUUCGGCACACGCACGACGACACCCAGGCCCCAGAUCACGCGGACGCGGUCGCACGUUAAGGAGAGAAAAUUGGAGAGAACGCGGGGGUGUCAUCUGUACAGUUUAACGCGACCUGGGGGCUCGCACCUGAGGAUGUGCGUCGCCGUCGGGAGGCGGCUGACUCUCCUCCAGUGGAAGCACAACGCUGCAUGGACUACGUGGUGCUCAGCAGCUGAUACUGACACUGUUGAUGGAUUUUUACUCGUCAAGGAGUUCAAUGCCUCGGAGCCGCCGAACAUCGUUACCAUCAUCGAGAGCACCGACGGGGGAAACGAGUGGUUGCUCUGCUGCGGACUGCGACAUCAUUUUGAACUGAUUUCUGGUGAUGGUGGGACCAGGUCCCUUCAUGUCGAGGCGUCCAUGAAGCCCCAUAUCAUCGCGGCACUCGAUCUGAGGGAGGACGAGGAACCUGAGGUUCUGCUUUGUUACAAUAACACUUGUCAUUUUCAAAAAUUAUCGGAGGAGAGCGCCGCUUCGACGGAGUUUGAUUUCAAUUGGAAUUCGGUACCAAUAGCUGUUGCAUGUGCCUUUCCAUAUGUUAUCGCCUUCACUGCUGAUACGAUGGAAAUACGGUUAAUUAUUAAUGGUAAUCUUGUUCAUACUAUUGCUAUGCCCAAUUUAACGCUUAUCAGCUCCAAGAGGGAUAUUUAUUUUGCAACAACUGCACCGGAGUUCUUGGCGAAGUGCGAGAGAAUGCGAGUUGAUACGAGGGAGAAAGAGGACAGGAGUGGAAGCCCACCAUCAUCGCAGUCUAGUCUGUCGAACUCCCAAAACGACGGGAAACCACUGAGAAUCUACACAAUACCCCUGCACACCCUGUCGAGACCGACGUCGAAAUCUAGUAAUCGAGGGCGCUGCACAAGCCCGGUUGAGCCGGAGAUAGUGAAUACCCAGCCCCAAUGUGAUCCCAAUUUUCUGAGUGUCGAGCCGCAUAGAUUGCUGAGUCGAUCGUGCAGCAGCAGUCCCACACCAAAUCUCGGCGCAUCAUCGGCAUCUACCCCGAGCAAAUAAAAAAGGUAACGAACAAAAUGCGAGCAGUCGUAAAAUACACGGAGGUACUUCCUUGUCCGAUCAUUCCGAUGUGGGGACUCCGGAAUUGAAUCGGUUCACGUCCACAAUGGUCAGCAGGAUAAUGGCGAUGUAGAGGGUGGUGUGGAAUGUUUUUUUUUUCAGUCGUCUUGUGGAUGGCACAGCGCAGUGCGCUGACGCCACGUGUUUUGCUGGAUCGAAGUGGUCAAAGUUGACGAGGGGGGCUAAUGAGAAAAAUUCUACUUUUAGAAGUGUCUAGGUCUAUUGUCCACGAUAAUGUGUUAUAAAUUACAAAAUAUUGUUACACGAGCUGUCGUGUGUCAUUGUAAAAAUCAAAUUGAAAAAAAAAGAUUCUUGAAACAAAGUUAUUGAAUAAAGAUCUUAAAUUAUGUUCUGAAA